UUCCCUUCCAGACUUUGCAGUCGAACACAGCUAUUUGCACAUCGCUGAUGCAACACAUUGGCUGGCACAGUGAAGGAGCCAUUACCACCGGCACGUUGAAGUCAGCUUUCUGUUUUAGGAAGGCUUCACCGGCGAUUCAACUGUAUAUUUUCUGCUGCGACUGGACGGGAAAGCGACCAUGGGGGAUCAGUUGAGUCCAGAGGAGAAGCUCCAUCUCAUCACCAGGAAUUUGCAGGAGGUUCUGGGUGAGGACAAGCUGAAAACGGUCUUGAAGGAGAGAGAGCUGAAGGUGUACUGGGGCACCGCCACCACAGGGAAGCCCCAUGUGGCCUAUUUCGUGCCCAUGUCCAAGAUCGCUGACUUCCUGAAGGCCGGGUGUGAGGUGACCAUUCUGUUUGCUGACCUGCAUGCCUACCUGGACAACAUGAAGGCUCCAUGGGAGCUGCUGGAGCUCAGGACGCAGUACUAUGAGCAUGUGAUCAAGGCUAUGCUGGAGAGUAUCGGUGUGCCACUAGAAAAGCUGAAAUUCGUCAAGGGGACAGACUUCCAGCUGAGCAGAGAAUACACCCUGGAUGUGUACAGGCUCUCCUCCGUGGUCACGGAGCACGACGCCAAGAAGGCUGGGGCAGAGGUGGUGAAGCAGGUGGAGCACCCCCUGUUGAGUGGGCUUCUGUACCCCGGGCUGCAGGCUCUGGAUGAGGAGUACCUGAAAGUGGAUGCCCAGUUUGGGGGUGUAGACCAGAGGAAGAUCUUCACGCUGGCAGAGAAGUAUCUCCCCUCACUGGGCUAUGCCAAGAGGAUCCAUAUGAUGAACCCCAUGGUCCCAGGACUCACAGGGGGGAAGAUGAGCUCUUCGGAAGAGGAGUCAAAGAUCGACCUCCUGGACAAUAAAGUGGAAGUGAAGAAGAAGCUGAAGAAGGCUUUUUGCGAACCUGGCAACGUGCAGAACAACGGGGUCCUGUCUUUCGUCAAACACGUCCUCUUCCCCCUGCAUGCAGAGUUUGUCGUCAAGAGGGAUGAGAAGUGGGGCGGAGACAAAACCUAUACAGUUUAUGAGGAAUUGGAGCAGGACUUUUCAGCAGAGCACAUUCACCCAGGUGACCUCAAAGCCUCUGUGGAGGUGGCCCUGAACAAGCUGCUGGAUCCCAUCAGGAAGAAGUUUGAGAGCCCGGAACUGAAGAAGCUCACCAAUGCUGCCUACUCUGACCCCUCCAAAAAGAAGGGAGCACCAAAAGGAAACCCUAAAAACUCAGAGGAGGAUGACAUCGUUCCCUCACGGCUGGACAUCCGUGUGGGAAAAGUGGUCAGUGUGGAAAAGCACCCGGACGCUGACUCGCUGUACUUGGAGAAGAUUGACGUGGGGGAGGCGGAGCCCAGGACGGUGGUGAGCGGGCUGGUGGCCUACAUUACCCAGGAGCAGCUGCAGGAUCGGCUGGUGGUGUUGCUGUGCAACCUCAAACCACAGAAGAUGAGGGGUGUAGAGUCCCAGGCCAUGCUGCUGUGUGCCUCUGUCGAGGGGGAGCCUAGGAGGGUAGAGCCACUGGACCCCCCAGAGGGCUCAUCGCCAGGGGAACGCGUCUUCGUGGAAGGCUACGAGGCGGGCAAACCAGAUGAUGAACUGAAGCCAAAGAAGAAGGUGUUCGAGAAGCUGCAGGUGGACAUGAAGAUCUCAGGCGAGUGUGUGGCUCAGUGGAACGAGAAGGAUCUCAUGACCAAACUUGGACAGAUCACCUGCAAAACACUGAAGGGAGGGAACAUCAGCUAGACCCCUCCAUCUACCAGCCUGAUGGAUUUUCCGGUCUCCAUGACAACUGGGCUUACACAGGCAGGAAGGACCAUUUAUGAAAGGUGGCGGCUAGAGGGGGAGGGGAAUUGGUGCGAAAACCUAUAAUUAAUGUAUACAGUUGAACAUGACUUCCUGUGCUAUUAAAUGACUUUAGGGCCCAUUUCUGUCCUUGAGGUUUACCAUGGUAUUACCUCUCCAAUCAUUAUUUCCUAUAGAAAAUAAUAUACAAAACAAAACACGGAAUAGUUUAAUCAGACUAUGUACACUUCAAUACCAUUGUGCAUAAGGAUCUUAUGUACAUUCAGGGCUCGUGUAACUGGCAUGUUUAUUCUUAUUAUAUUUGAAUUGGUGGGAAUUGUAGUCCAUUAACUCUAUCUACCUGUUGCUUAUGGAGCAGUUCAUGCAAGCCUGGAGCUAGUCCCCUCAGAAGCACUUAUCAUAUUUGAAUCACUGGGAAUUGUAGUCCAUGUACCAUCUGUACCCCACCAAAGAGUCUUGUGUCCUGAAGCAUUCCAGUAAAGCUGAACACAUUUUGGAUGAUUUGUAUGCUGCUGGUCUAACAGGAACCUAAGCUUUGGUGUGUCUUCAUUUCCAUCGACUCCAAGAUCGGGCAUUCAGUGCUUUUCAGUUGUGUAUGGAAGGUUGUACCAGAAGUCUACAGAAUUCAGUUUUAAAAUACAAAUUAAUAAUUUUCGAUGGAUAUAUCAUUGUUGUGUAACCAAUUGCAGGGCUUCACUGUAACUAUCACUUCCACAAAACACGAUUUUUACAUUAUUAAACAGCUGUAAUACUC
This is a messenger RNA of Anguilla anguilla (European eel), 2579 nucleotides long. RefSeq names its product tyrosyl-tRNA synthetase 1 (gene yars1). The coding region runs from base 179 to 1765 and encodes 528 amino acids. NCBI's taxonomy places the organism in Eukaryota, Metazoa, Chordata, Actinopteri, Anguilliformes, Anguillidae. The record is from RefSeq and is a predicted model, not a curated record. Gene Ontology annotation, biological process: tyrosyl-tRNA aminoacylation. Gene Ontology annotation, molecular function: tRNA binding; ATP binding; tyrosine-tRNA ligase activity. The transcript has 14 exons.